AUGGAAUGGCAACCGAUUAUUCAGGAGAACACAUUGUCCGCGAAGUCCAGGGUGCGCCAGGGAGCAUACGAACAGAUGCAUCGGGAUGCUGCUCCGCCUGCAGUUAUGGCUCAUCAAUACAAGUUGUCAACGAAACCAAAAGAACCCGAGCAAGCCCAGGUCACGAAGAUUGCGGAAGAGUUACAACCGCAGAAAAACGUCGACUUUGCGGAGUCAGCUGAUGAUGCUACACUUGGGACGUACUCCCCGAGUGUGAUUGGUUCACUCAUGGCCGUUGAAGUUUCACCUGAAGUUGUCACCCUGGAUGUCAACGCGCAGGGUAGCGGAGAUGUUUCCAAUUCUGGAUUUUGUGGUGAAGUCUUUGAUGAAAUAGCUCAGGAAUCUGAAUGCGACGCAUUCCAUGAUGGCCCACGCAUGGAAGACGAGAAUUUCAAGUUACCUUCUUCUGCCAUGCCUGGAACACCGCUCGCAAGACUUGAUGCAGCAUAUGCCAGGUGUAUGCGAGUGAGCGCUAAAGAACUCGCUUUAGAACCAGCAGUUUAUAUUCGCGAAGGGAAUCAGUUUGUUAUGCUACCUGACAUGGGUGAUCUCUCUCCUGGAUGUGAUAUUGAGGCCGAUGACGUUGGAGAACCUGACGAGAGUACGGAAGCUCAGGAAAAGCAGCUGAAGGCCGCCCUGAAAAGACAUCAGAAGAUCUUCUUAGGUGAUGGAAAUGCUGCCCCGUCGCCGGCGAGAGGUGUCAUCUGCGAUCUAGAUGUGGAUGACGCCAAGCCAGUGGCACAACGACCCCGAUCGGUCGGUCCGCACUUGGCAAUCAAGGUGUAUAAGUUAUUGAAGAAGCUUUUGAAUGCAACAUUGAUUGAACACUCGGAAUCGCCAUGGGUAUCCCCAAUUGUGAUCGUGCUCAAGAAAAACGGAGUGGAUAUUCGAAUGUGUAUCGGCUGUCGGGUCGUGAAUAGCUUCAUUCAAUUAUCGAAUUACCCACUGCCGCUGAUCGAUGACCUCAUUACUGGUUUCGAAGGAAUGAUGUGUCCGAAUGACCGAGAGGGCUAA
This is a messenger RNA of Phytophthora megakarya, 1053 nucleotides long. NCBI's taxonomy places the organism in Eukaryota, Oomycota, Peronosporomycetes, Peronosporales, Peronosporaceae. The record is from the annotation of a GenBank genome assembly.